Messenger RNA from Acytostelium subglobosum LB1, 1632 nucleotides. RefSeq lists its product as hypothetical. The transcript has 5 exons. The record is from RefSeq and is a predicted model, not a curated record. Gene Ontology annotation, molecular function: sphingosine-1-phosphate phosphatase activity. The coding region runs from base 1 to 1632 and encodes 543 amino acids. NCBI's taxonomy places the organism in Eukaryota, Evosea, Eumycetozoa, Acytosteliales, Acytosteliaceae.
AUGUUCAACAACGAUAUCAACAACAGCAAUGUUGGUGAUGAUAGUAACAAUAACAAUGAGUUUGAUACAACAGCAAUAUUACAUGCAUUGAGUAACAGUAAUAAUAGUAAUAGUAGUAGUAAUACAAGUAGUAUGAGUAGUAUGAGUAGGAGUAAUAGUGGUUUGGUAGUUGGAGAUGAUUCACCAGUGUUGACAUCAUCCACCAACUCAUUGCCACCAACAUAUAGUCCGACAUUCGUCGGUAUCAAGCCAAAGGGUACACUACUACCUUCAAUUGCACAGCCACAACAACAACAGCAACAACAAUACUCUCCACAACUACCAUCGAACCAAACACUUCAUACAUCACAUGAUGACAAUAGUAUCAUGAGCAAGAUUAUGGGUGGCAGUCGAGGUGGAUCACGAAAUGCCAAGUACACGCCACCACCCAUCAGUUUGGAUCCUUCAUCAUCAACAUCAUCUUCCAAGCAUGCCAUUGUGGAUGACGAUGAAUACUACGACGAGUAUGAACCAUCAGCAUCAUUGAUCAAUCAUAGCAAUGAGUUUGCCGAUGAGGAGUACGACCCCGACACACCUCUAAAUCCAAGCGACUUUAGCAGGAUAUAUAAUACCGUGCCCCAUCACACAACAAAGAGAUUCGUAUAUAGGUUCCCACUUUGGAUGGAGGAGAAGUUAAGAAGGUUCGAUGACCCUAUUAUAGCACUGUGCCAGAGGAACACGAGUCGAGCAAUGUAUUAUUUCAGUUUAGGUAUCACAGCAUUUGUAGCAAUAGAGAUUGCCGUCAUGGCACCAUUCGUCCUUUUCAUUCUUGGUCAAGAUGCCCUGGCAACAGAGUACACCUAUCUUGCCCUGCUCCUGGCCCUACUCUCACAGGUACCCAAGAGGUUCCUCUGGCGAUUCAGGCCCUACAUGGUUCACAGAGCCAAGACUGUUAAGAAAGAUAUGACAUCAUCAUUCCCCUCGAGGGCAGUCACAUGCUCGGUUGUGUAUAGCUUUGCCUUUAUCUGGGGCUUGUUGUACUAUACGGGCGGACCGUCGUUUCAAUGGUGGAUGCCCUUCCUGUUCAUCGUGAUGAUUGCAUUGUCAUCUUUCGCCAGGAUCAAUUUGGGCGUACACUAUCCAUCGGAUUGCGCGGCGGGCGUGCUUCAGGGCGCGCUGGUCUGUCUGAUUGGCACUGGACUGAGGAGUUUGGACAUUAGUGGAUGUCGUUCAUGCUGGGAUGGUGCAUGCUAUGCAUCGACACCAUCAUGCGUUCUAUCCUUCUCCACACUUGGCAGACUAAACUUUGUCAUGAUGGCUGUUCUCAUUGUCAUAUGCAUAGUCAUUCCCAUUGUAUCAGUGAUGAAGCCAGUGGACUUUUGGUCAAAGUGUGACCGUGUCUAUGGCAUGCUAUUCCCAUCAGUAUGCUUCCAAUUGUUGUUCCUCUGCCCCAGAUCAUAUUCAACCAAUGCAUCAUUGCCAAAGCCACCAGUACCUCAUUGGUACUCUUUCAUAUUUGGAAUAUCCCUGGCAUUACUCGCCACCGUAUUUGCAACCAAGGUCAAACUAAAGAAUCGAUUGAUUACAUUCUGGGCAAUAUUCUUGGCCCUGACUGUAUCAUUGUUCUGUUGGAGAAUAUCAAUGGUUGGAUAA